Scleropages formosus (Asian bonytongue) is the source of this 3255-nucleotide messenger RNA. RefSeq names its product solute carrier family 23 member 2-like. Lineage: Eukaryota; Metazoa; Chordata; Actinopteri; Osteoglossiformes; Osteoglossidae. Gene Ontology annotation, molecular function: transmembrane transporter activity. The transcript is spliced from 15 exons. The record is from RefSeq and is a predicted model, not a curated record. Gene Ontology annotation, cellular component: membrane. Gene Ontology annotation, biological process: transmembrane transport. Bases 394 to 2352 code for a protein of 652 amino acids.
GGGGGAGGCGAAGGAAGGUGCGCGGAGAGCAGAGCGGAUCGCGGCUUUUUCCACUACAGUAUAAUAAAAGUACCGCCAACACUCGCGCAGUGUAAACGGUGCGUGCGACAGGUGUCCCCACUGAGACAAGCCGGAACAGUACAAUAAUAAAGUACAGUACUCUCCGGGGGCGCUUUGGGGCGGCUCCGCUCGUGACGUCACGCUAAUCCUCGCAGCGGGGGAGCUUGUGCUGACAUGACGGGCUUCGGGACGGGGCACGCACCGAGCGCGCGCAGUCCGGGCACCGCUUCGUAACGCGACGGCGACGGGGGACUCGUCGGGAGAGAUCUGCGAGCGCAGCACGUGACUGCCGGAGCCCCCGAGCAGAACCGAGCCGAGCCGAGCCGAGCCGCGAUGGGCGUGGGGAAGAACGUCGCCAACGCGGCGCCGGAGGGAUCCCUCUGUGAUGGAGAGACGAGGCGCGGCGAGGACUCGUACCCCCUUUCGGUGCUCGCGAGCAGGGCGGUCCCGUCCAGAGUGGACCGGGACUCCGAGGACGCCGAGCUCAUGGCCACGUACCCCGGGGGGAGCGCCGCCGAGGACGAGGGCUCACUGUCGGAGACACUGGACAGCAGUGACAAUGCGCAGGCGCAGCGGCUGGACAUGAUCUAUACGAUUGAGGACACCCCUCCCUGGUAUCUCUGUGUGUUCCUGGGCCUUCAGCACUACCUGACCUGCUUCAGCGGCACCAUCGCCGUGCCCUUCCUGCUCACCGAGGCCAUGUGCGUGGGCUACGACCAGUGGGCCACCAGCCAGCUCAUCGGCACCAUCUUCUUCUGCGUGGGCAUCACGACCCUGCUGCAGACCACGCUGGGCUGCCGCCUUCCGCUCUUCCAGGCCAGCGCCUUCGCCUUCCUCGCCCCCGCGCGUGCCAUCCUGUCCCUGGACAAGUGGAAGUGCAACAGCACAGAUGUUCCAGUGAUGAACGGCACGUCACCGAUGCACACCGAGCACAUCUGGCACCCGCGGAUCAGAGAGGUGCAGGGGGCCAUCAUUGUGGCGUCGCUCAUCGAGGUGUGCGUCGGCGCCCUCGGGCUCCCGGGGUUCCUGCUCAAGUACAUCGGGCCCCUGACCAUCACCCCCACCGUGGCCCUCAUCGGCCUCUCUGGAUUCCAGGCCGCCGGGGAAAGGGCGGGCAAGCACUGGGGCAUCGCCAUGCUGACCAUCUUCCUGGUGCUGCUCUUCUCCCAGUACGCCCGCAACGUGCAGCUGCCCCUGCCCGUCUACAAGGCCAAGAAGGGCUGGAGCUCCUACCGCCUGCAGCUCUUCAAGAUGUUCCCGAUCAUCAUGGCCAUCCUGGCGUCCUGGCUGCUGUGCUUCAUCUUCACCGUGACGGACGUAUUCCCUCCGCGCAAGAACGAGUACGGCUUCUACGCCAGGACCGACGCACGGCAGGGCGUCCUGGCUGUGGCCCCCUGGUUCAAGGUUCCCUACCCCUUCCAGUGGGGUCUGCCCACCGUGUCCGCUGCAGGCGUCAUCGGCAUGAUGAGCGCCGUCAUAUCGAGCGUCAUCGAGUCCAUCGGCGACUAUUACGCCUGCGCUCGGCUCUCCUGCGCCCCUCCCCCGCCGACUCACGCCAUCAACCGGGGCAUCAUGCUGGAGGGGCUCUCCUGCGUACUCGACGGCCUCUUCGGGACGGGCAACGGCUCCACCUCCUCUAGCCCCAACAUCGGGGUGUUGGGCAUCACCAAGGUGGGCAGCCGACGCGUGAUCCAAUACGGCGCCGUCCUCAUGCUGCUGCUGGGUCUCGUGGGCAAGUUCAGCGCUCUCUUUGCCUCGCUGCCGGACCCGGUGCUGGGCGCGCUCUUCUGCACGCUUUUCGGGAUGAUCACCGCCGUGGGUCUCUCCAACCUGCAGUUCGUUGAUCUCAACUCCUCCCGCAACCUCUUCGUCCUGGGCUUCUCCAUCUUCUUCGGCCUGAUGCUGCCCAGCUAUCUCAAGGAGAACCCCCUCGUCACAGGCAUCGCCGAGAUCGACCAGGUUCUCAACGUGCUCCUCACAACAGCCAUGUUCGUCGGGGGCUCGGUGGCCUUUGUGCUGGACAACACGAUUCCUGGAACCCCCGGCGAGCGAGGUAUCCGCAAGUUAAAGCUCGGCUCGGGCUCCGGCGCGGCUGAGCUGGAGGGGCUGCGAUCCUACGACCUGCCGUUUGGCAUGGACUUCCUGCGCCGCCACCCCAUUUUCCAACACUUGCCCAUCAGCCCCACCUUCAGCGGCUACGCCUGGGAGGCAUCGGAGGGGGGCUGCGGGAGGCGGGACUGCGGCGGGAAGGGCGGGACCGCCGGGGACCCUCAUGGGGACAGUGAAGUAUAGCGGGGGGAUUGAGGCUCUUGCAGGAUCAGCGGAACUUCGUGCUGCUUUCCUUUCCUCGGCAUCCGAUACCUCACUUUUCCCUCCUUUCGGAUGAUGUGGAUGCAACAGCUCUCCAUGCUGCUGCUGGUGCUGCUGACGGUCCUCACUGGAGCAGGACCGCACUCGCUCCGAUCUCUCUGCUGCUUCUGCAGAGCUCCGUCUGCAUCCACGUCCAUUCUGUCUGUCCGUCCGUUUGUUUGUUUGUGUAAGAAAUGCAGGGCUAUUGCAUGGGAAGCGCUCAGAUGGUGGAGCAGCAGUGCCAGCGUAGCCCCUCCCUCGCCCCCCGCAGCAUCACCUGCCCGGCCAGGUGUCGCUGUCAGACCACGGACAGAGAGGCGGACCCCCCGGGGGGCACGGAGACAGGCCAGUGGACGAUUACACGGAAAUUACACGGAAAGCCAACGUUGUUGUGAUUUUCCUUUGCACUACUUUGUACCGCUGCUGGUAACCGGAGCCUCGGUUCAGUGACGGGAAGCCAAAAUUCGGUCGUUUUCGGGUUACUUCCUCUGCGUCUUUUCAAGCGAAGCGUGCAGCAGAAAGAAAUGCCAGUAACUGCGUAUUUAUUAGUUUUUAAAAUGAUAAAAAUGUGUUUUUACUCUUGUUUUGUGCCCUGGUCCUCACAGACACCCUUACAUGGAUUUUUCUUCCAGCGGGGUUCUCAAUUAUGCUUAAUUUAAUAGUUUAAGAAGCAGCGGUUUAUGUAUUGUUUAGGGCCGUUGCCUUGGAAACGGAAGGUUCCCAUUCUGAAUCCCCUCUUUGAACAAAGUACUGUAUUUCCUCUGAAUUGCUCCGGUAAGGAUACCCUGUUGUACAAAUGGGGAUCAUCUGCGGCAUCAUUGGAAAACGCGGCAUUGUGUGACAUUG